Messenger RNA from Malaclemys terrapin pileata, 12290 nucleotides. RefSeq lists its product as uncharacterized. Lineage: Eukaryota; Metazoa; Chordata; Testudines; Emydidae. Gene Ontology annotation, biological process: intracellular signal transduction. Gene Ontology annotation, molecular function: guanyl-nucleotide exchange factor activity; protein binding. The record is from RefSeq and is a predicted model, not a curated record.
GUUUUCUGUGGAAAGAUCAGGACUUUGUCAAGGAGGAAAAAUAUCUUUGAUAAAAUGGAGUUAAAUAAGUGCCCAAGUGCAUCAGUAGAAGAGGAUCAAAGACAAGGGGAUGGGGAGGAUGCUACUGCUGAUGCUGGCAAUUGUGUUGUCAGUGAAGAGCUGGAUCUGGUACAAAUGUAUCUUACCUGUUUACCGGACACCUACAUGAAAGCUAAAUUCACCCUGACAGCAUACCUGGCAUGCUGGUUAGUUCUGAAACUCUGCAAGAGAGCCUGUGAGAAAGGAGACUCUGCUUCUAAAAAGGUGCUCAGAGGAAGUGCCGCAAGAGGGACUGCUGGAGUGACAGAAGAGGAGACUACUUCUAAGAAGCCAAAGCACCAUACCCAAGUGCUGAGUCAAUUUCAGACCCCAGAGCCAACUGAAAACUACAUCACUGAAGGAGAGUUUGAAGAUGACCAGAGUUCUUCUGCCCCAAGCACGGUAGAGUUGGAAAUACGUGGGUCAAGCCAGGAAACAGAUGAAGAUUAUUUUGAGACCCAAUCGCAUCAGAGUGAAUCCUUGUCUGACAUAAAGACUGAGCCUUAUGAAAGUGUGUCAGACACAGAGUCUGUUGCCAGUGACGUAAGUGGAGAAACUUGCUUAAGUUCAAACUGCCUUUCUGCUGAAAAAAAAGAACCAUGCCAUACUUUUCCUGAUACCAAUGCAGAAAUACCCCCUCAUAAACUUCAUUGCAUGAGCCAACUGGAGUUGAGUCAAAAGGCACAAUUGGAGUUGUCUUCUGAUUUAAAAGUAGCACCAAGUAAAAGUGAAUUUUGUAUACAGACUACAAAAUCGAGAAGAGAAGAAGAGGCAGGAGAGGAAGAACUAAUAUUAACUAGUGAUCCCUCCAAUACUAGGUCUGGCACUAGUGGAGAGGACACUAUAUCUAAGACAGAGACUAAAUUGGUAGUGGAUGGAUUGCAAGGUGAAGCAAAGUCUGAAAACAAUAAAGUGCAAUCCUGUGCCAGCUCAGAACCAGCUGAAGAUGCUAUUGCAAAGAGUAAAAAAAGUCCAGCAGGAUUAAGCAUUGCUUGUCUGAAAGCAAACUCUGAAAGCUGUUUGACUUUUCCCGAAACUCAGCAAUUUCCUUUGCAGCCAGAUGUAGGAUCAAGCCAUAGUUUGCCUAAUAUUAAUUUUGAAACAAAUAGAACUGACAGUAAAAGAAACUCUGAGACAUUUGAAUUUCACUAUGAACUAGAUUCUAGAUCCCACAUAAAAUGCAGUCAGAGGAACUCAGUUAACAAUGAGGAAACUACAGCUACAAAGACAAGAAACAGAACUCCAGGGGCCACCCUUAAAACGGAUUCACUCUUAUACCAGCCCUGCCUAAAAUCCAAAUUUCAGCUUCCACCCAUGAGGCCAGAGAUCAAAGAAAGUAAAACAUGGCACAGUACACCUGAAAACAUAAAUGCUGGGGGCGAGAGAGACUACUUAGGUAACUGCAUUCAGCUUACAGAUAAAUUAAGAUUGUCAUGUUCCAGGAUACAUCUUGAAGGAUUGGGUUUUGAGUACACCUGGAAAAACAUAGAAAGGGUUGGUGGGAGCUCUGAAAAAGCAAUAAAAGUGGAGGGGAAAUUUGGCAUAAAAGGAUCACUCCUUAAUACCUGCCUAGACUCAAAUAACAGUCAGCUAUCUCAUCCAGCGGGCUCCCAGCAAAGUGCUGAAGCUAAUUUGCACACUGAAUCAGAGAAAUGUGGCCUUAACCCAGAAGCAGACAUGUGUGCUGAUGGCUUAUCUUCAGCACAGCUCCAACUGAGAGAUACCUCUGAGUGGGAUUCAAUAGAAAGGGAGACUCCCUCUGCCUUGGCUUCAGAGCCAAUGAGCGUAAAUGCUGAAGGAGAGGUAAGAAAAGCUAAAUGCAAAUCUGAGAGGGGUUUCAAAGCACACGGGUUCUCUCACAGCAUUAACUCUGAAUCUGGCAUCAGUGAGGACCAAGCAACUUGUCUUGUAGGUGUUUCUGCCAUUGCAGAAAACAAAGGUGAUAACUAUUUAGCAAACUAUGGCCCAGCUGUUAAAACACAGCUGAACAACUUGGAGGAGAGCAGCCCUGAAUCACCAAGUACUGAGGCUUGUGUGGGAGAAAGAGAUUCAGAGGAUUCUUCUGAACUGAAUUUGGGUUGGAAAUCCCUGGAGGCUACACUGAACUCUGGUGGCCAAGACAUUGCAGGAGAGCAGGACGUUUCGAUGCUGCAAAACCUGAAUUGCAAAAACAAUGCCUUACAGGGUCACUCUGAGCUUGUAACAACAAAUGGACAUCUCGCUGAUGCAGGAAAAAAGGAUGAGAAUGAUGGUGUUGAUGCCUGUUCUGUUGAAAUAGCUACCAAACCACAUUACAUGCACCAGGGGAAAAAGUUGAUGAAGCUCUCAGAGUUAAAACCUGCUUUGAUUAUAAUAUCUGUGGAGGAGAAGGGCUUGCAGUCCAAGAUGCUGAACGAUGACCGUCCUGCUGGAAUAAUAACUGGAACAUUAGGAGAACUAGCCAAUGAGGAUUUGGGGUCUCAUCCCGUUGCCAUAAAAGAACCCGAUGAAUCACAGAGAGAUCUGAAUGCAUAUUCCAGCCUUGAAGAGCAAACUCUGCCCAUACAGCCCAUCUCUGGCAAUGAAGAGGUGACCGCUGCUGGGAGCACAGGGCAAGAAGAAUCAGAAAUUGUGCAGCAGCAAGUAGAGAGAACAGAUCCAGAUUUGUCUUUAAAACUCAGCUGCAGUGGCUUCCCGGUAACCACUAUAAAAAAUGAAUCCAGUGGGGCUAAUUUACACUUGGAAGAUGUUACCGUUCCCUCGAAAGAAAAGGCAGAUGCAUGCAUUGGAGCACAUUUGAAAUCACCUGGCGUAAUUAUUGGGGGAAUCUGUCAGGUAGAGCCCUGCAGAACUAAUGCUGGGGUGCAGUCAGAAACAGAGCUGCUAAAAAAAUCACUCUUUGAAACAAGAGACAGCAAAGUGACUGAGGAAAAUGAGUUCAAUACAAGUCAAGGCCUAGAGCAAGAUAUAUGUGGAACUAGCGCAACAGCACUGGAAAAGAACAGGAUUAGUGGCCUGUGUCAGGGAGAUGGUGCUUAUGGUGACACCUUCGGGAGCAUCAUCUCUUGCGUACAGAGGCUAGAAAAGAAAGAAACUGAAAGCUGUAAUAUUUCAAAGGAACAAAUAGGCAUUAGUGAAGAUUCUCCCAGCAGAGAACUAAAGCUGGGCUCUACUGUGGAGGAGCUGGCGAGCCUUAGCAAAGACAAUGAACAGAAUCCAAAUGAGACCGAUGCUUUUAACUGUAUAGUGAAAACGGAGAGCCAAGAGGCCUCUGCCCUGGGUCUAGAUAAUGUAAGCACUAGCAGUGCUAACAGUGAGGAGAUGGAUGAGAAUUCGUUCCAUUUCUUGGGGAGUAACAGCAGUCUCUAUAAAGCUGUGCAGAAGCAGACCAAGACUGGGAAACCUUCCAAGUUUUUAGUGUUCUCAAAAAUAGCAUCUUUCAAGAAAACCAAGACAGCGGCUGCUGAAAACCUAGGUAGCAGCAGCUUCUUUGGCAGCAAAACAAAGACAGAAGAACUUGAUGCUGGGAAAGAGGAUGAAGACACAGAAAGCUUGCAGUCUUUUAAAAGCAGUUCACCCAGUUCUGCCUUCCAAAGAAAGGAAAGCUACACCUCUGAAUAUUCUGAUGAUGACGACUUAUUUUAUGAAAGACCUGCUGGAUUGUUCAGUAGAAUCAGCCUGAGGAAGGCUUCUGGCUCUGGUCGGAUACUGAUGGACAACAUAGACACAAAUUCUACUUCCCCCUCGUUGAAUGUCAAACACUCUGAAGCACGAGUCUUAGAAUCAGUUGAAAAUAAUGACAGUGAAGUGCCACAGUAUUCUGGGGUGAGGAAAUCCCUGAGUGAGAAUGAGUAUAAAAGAAACAAAAACCCAGAGGGUAAAAAAUUCAGGACAAGACUGGCCUUGGCACAUAAAUCCUUCUCAAGUUUCUUUGAAUCCAAAUCCCUGGAAAAGGAAAAUCCUGAACAGAGUCCCAAAGGAUCACUGAAACAUGAAAAGGAGAAAGCCAAGCUUCGCCAAAGCUCCUGGAAAGCAUUUCUGAAAAGCAGGGAGGCUGAUGGACUGAAAAAGCCAACCUUAGCAAGUUUAUCACCAUCACAGGAGAGUCUUAAAACAACCCGGGGCCACCAGCAAGGUCCUGGUAAUGUUACAAGAAGAACAUCCACAGAGACGCAGGAGAGCUCUAAUGGACAAGCAUAUUUGAGCUCAUAUGAGUUUAAUGCCACCUCCACGGAUGCCAACCAUUCUGACACCUCUGUGGAAUCCAUUGAGGUCUCUACACCUAUAGAUAUGAGAAGAAAAAGAGUACUAUCCUAUGAUCUGACUAUCAAAUGUCCAGAAUACCCAGACUAUGCUGAGCAGCGGGAAACAAUGGUCAACAGUUCAGAUACUUCUGAGGAAUACUGGCUGAGAUCUCCCUUUAGCCCCAGUGACCUGCAAUCACCGUUUACUCAGCUAAGCCCCUCUUGCCCCCAGCUAUCGACAUAUGAAGGUAAAGACAUGCCCUGUCGUCCCAUGAGCCCUAAACCACAAAGUCCAAGACCUGGCUCUCAACGUAAGAGUUUCCGUUAUCCCGGGAGAAUAAGUGCCACUUCCAUGAUUUCUCUUGGGAACAGCUCUGCUAUCGACAGCAAUUUAGAGGCACCCGAGAGGCCAAAGACACUGAAGCCCAGGGGUACUCUCUUGCUUUCUGUGCACUCACUGGACAAUGAAUACCUGAGAGAAGACAGUGGGAUAAGCAGCCAGUCACAGAUCAGCUUAAACACUGCUUCUUCAGUUAGCGAUAUACUCAGAGAUGAGGAUCCCCAACAGCAAAGUCAAAUGCCACCUGAAAAGAGGCCCAGUGAGAAAUGGGUUCUGCAUCGCAAAAAGAAGUCCCCUCAGAUCAUGCUGUCCCCACGGCCAUUCUCCAGCAUUGAGAGCAAAGUCUGGAUGCUCCCCUUCCUCACCCCAGAUGGAAAAGCCAAGAAGACGUCGCAGAGGAAGAGACUCAAACCCCUGUACAAGCGCUUCAGCUGUGACGACAUGUGGCUGGAGAGGUACCGGAAAAGGAAUCUAGAGAAGGAGACGCAGUUGGAGAGAGAGAUUCAAUUGAGGAACCUCCCAGAGGACCAGUUAAAAGCUAGAAUGAGUCUGUCCAUAACUUCUCCAGUUGCCUUUGAGAUUCUUCCCCUGAAGUUGCAUCCAUUUUCCCAGAGCACCCCAACAGGCUUAGACUGCGUGGGCUGGAGACGGCGUAUCUCAUUUCCUGUGAUCACUGAUGGGGCACUGGAUAAGACAGCUCUUGCAGAUGAUGUGGGAAGUGAGGAGGAUCUGUAUGAGGACUUUCGGAGUUCCAAUCACCGCUAUGGCCAUCCUGGAGGAGGAGGAGAACAACUUGCCAUCAAUGAGCUCAUCAGCGAUGGCAGCGUGGUAUACGCAGAAGCCCUCUGGGAUCAUGUCACCAUGGAUGACCAAGAGCUGGGAUUCAAGGCUGGCGAUGUCAUCGAAGUGAUGGAUGCUACCAACAAGGAGUGGUGGUGGGGGAGGAUCCUGGACAGCGAAGGCUGGUUUCCAGCCAGCUUUGUACGGCUCCGAGUGAACCAAGAUGAACCCAUGGAAGACUAUCCUAUGAAGGCAGAGGACGGCAAAGAGGAGGAUGCCAGCACCGCCGCCCGGCGUUAUGGAGUGGGGCAGACCAGCAAGGACCAAAUGAGGACCAAUGUUAUCAACGAGAUCAUAAGCACAGAGAGAGACUACAUCAAACACCUGAAGGACAUCUGUGAGGGUUACAUUAAGCAGUGCCGCAAGAGGGCUGACAUGUUUACAGAAGAACAGCUGAAGACAAUCUUUGGGAACAUCGAAGACAUUUACAAAUGCCAGAAAAAAUUUGUAAAAGCGCUGGAGAAGAAAUUCAACAAAGACCAUCCACACUUGAGUGAGGUCGGCUCCUGCUUCCUAGAAUAUCAAACAGAGUUCCAGAUAUACUCCGAGUACUGCAACAACCACCCCAACGCCUGCGUGGAGCUGUCCCGACUCACCAAAGUCAACAAGUAUGUCUACUUCUUUGAAGCGUGCCGCCUGCUUCAGAAGAUGAUAGACAUCUCUUUGGAUGGGUUUCUGCUGACUCCAGUGCAGAAAAUCUGCAAGUAUCCACUGCAGCUGGCUGAACUACUCAAAUAUACCAACCCCCAGCACAGGGAUUUUAAAGAUGUUGAAGCUGCCUUAAAUGCCAUGAAGAACGUUGCUCGACUGAUCAAUGAGAGAAAAAGGAGGCUGGAGAACAUAGACAAAAUUGCCCAGUGGCAGAGUUCCAUAGAGGACUGGGAGGGUGAAGACGUCCUAGUCAGAAGCUCAGAACUCAUCUAUUCUGGGGAAUUAACCAAAAUCUCCCAGCCUCAAGCGAAGAGCCAACAGAGAAUGUUCUUCCUCUUUGAUCACCAGCUGGUCUGCUGUAAGAAGGAUCUCCUGCGCCGGGACAUCCUCUAUUAUAAGAGUCGGAUCAACAUGGAUGACAUGGAAAUAGUGGAUGUGGAGGAUGGGAAGGAUAAGGACUUCAAUAUCAGUGUUAAAAAUGCAUUCAAGCUGCUCUGCAGGGACCCUGAGGAAGUCCACUUAUUCUGUGCAAAAAAGCCUGAACAGAAACAGCGCUGGCUCAAGGCAUUCGAGAAUGAAAGGAAACAGGUUCAGCUUGACCAGGAAACUGGUUUUUCAAUCACAGAGGUGCAGAAGAAGCAGGCGAUGCUGAAUGCCAACAAACAGCACCACACCGGAAAGCCUAAGGCUGUCACCAGGCCCUACUAUGACUUUCUGAUGCGUCAGAAGCACCCUUCUCUGCCUACCAACCUCCCCCAGCAGCAAGUCUUCAUGCUGGCAGAGCCCGCGCAAGCCCUCGAACUUCUGGCAGAACAUCAGCAGGCUGACACCCUUUCGGAAGUGAGGGGCAGCUCCCUAUUGUGCCUGAAUCCCUACUGAGAAAGCACUUUAGCCAUCUGUUCCAGCUGACGGACCCCCGGCUCCUCCAUCCCUCUGUUUGCAAAGGAUGGCGCAUGCUCCUUCCUUCCCUAUUUAUUCUGCAGACUGACUGUACUUGAAUGGGUCCGAAGUGGAACACUGUGUUGCGUGUUUUUGUGCCAGUCAAAGUGAGCCAGCCCUGCACAACACUCGGGAGCCAUACAAACCCCCAGGAAGAGAUCACGACAGGAUGGAGCCUGAACUGUUUUUCAUCUUACCCUUGUUGUCAGCUGCAUCUUGAACCAAUCCUCCCAGCUGUGAACAUUAUUGCUGUCUGACAACUGCCAGAGAGACUCUAGCCUUCAGCCAACUUGGCUGCCCAUGCAGAGAUGGCAGUUUGUCCAUUCCAACACCAGCCUGCUUGGUGUCUACUGAGCAUGCUCAGAACCAUGGUUCAUUGUUGCUGAUGUGAUGCACUUUUGGGGGGACUAAACCCUUCCUUUUACUGCCCCAAUUCCCGAGUUCAUCUUCAAAGAAAUGAUCUUACUACACGUUUAACAGACUGAUUAGCCUUUAUUGGCACUCAGAGAAGGCAACAAUGAUAUUGCUGUGCCCUUUUUCUUUUCCUUAGGUCAACACACCGCUGAACUAUAGUCCGUUAAAUGGUGCCAAUCAAACCCACAGCAUGAGUGAAGUACAUGCAUCUUGCAACCUAGUUGAUUUUCUUUGAGUUAUGUAAAAAAAAAAUGAGUUAGGAAAAAAAUGUGCCUAAAAUAAAUACUGUUGUCAGCUCCUUAGACUCUUCCCACUGUCACUCUGCCAUAUUUCCUGGCCAAUGAAAAUGUUAAACGUUUGUAAUGUGUUUAUUUAUGGCAAAUACAGAACUGUGUAUUUUGUAAGUUUGUAAUCAGUCCUGUCAGAUGUUGUUAACUUGAUGCCUGUUCGUCUGUCUUUCUUUUUUUUUUGUUAACAAAAAACAAAGGCCAACAUCUGCAAACUUAAUUCCCUUAAGUUAAGGUCCUAACUCCACAGUUGAGCUCCUUCGUUCAAAAUGGAUGGAUUUUUCCAAACCAGAGAACACGUACACCCCACCCCCCCAUAUUGAGGUGUAUUCCAGGUCACCUGCACCUUUGAAAAAAGAAAUCAGGCCAUUUAUAAGGUGCCUAAAUGUGGAAUUAAGAGCUUAGCAGUAGGCACGCAGGUUUGUAAAUUCUGGCCAAAAAGAAUUCAUUUAAUCCUCGGUUAGUAAAAGGAAAGAUUUGCCUUACAAUAGUGAAAGAGUUAGAAGCCAUAAGGACUGAAUUCCAUAGCUUAGAAGAAGUUGCGGCUGGUUGGAAGGAAAACACCCAUUCGUUCCAGCGUGUUGCUAUUGUGAGUAAGCACUAACUGUCUGCAAAGCUCAGAGUUCCAAUGUUUGCUGAUACUGUAGCUGACUGAAGUCUGGUUAUCCAGGGAUAUCUGAAUUCAGUAGCAUGUACAAAGUCAUUCUUGCACUAUAUCUUUCCCCUCGCCAGGGGCUACAUUUAAUUUCAUAAAGAAACUUGUAAAAGUGACAUACAGCCAGUGUUUGUGUCUUACACGUACAUGUCUGUCGGUGUGGUCCUCGUUCGGCCUCCUCACAAUCCUAGCUGCUUCUUUUCCUUGCUACAUAGGUGGCCAUGUGUCACUAGAGGCCACUCUGGAAGUGGCAUCUUUCAAAGUCCUCCUGGGGAUGGCAUAUCUGUCGAGAGAUACAGAGGAACCUGGAAAUAUGCUAGUCAGUUGGAAUUGAGUGCUCAAGGCUGCCAGUGGAAUUAAAGGCCAGCUUCCAAAUUCCUGUCCUAUCCCUUGACAGGUUACAGCACUGAAUUUCCUGACAUCAGCCGGUCACUUCAAAGCAAGUGCAUCAUUCAUGAUGGACCAUUUCCCAUCGAUACAUUGUAUUUAAAUAAGCUGCAGUGGAUGCCUGAGCCCUGGAUUUCUGUUUUGCCUCUCACUCCUGUGAGGAGAGAGAUGGGAACGCCGUUCCAAGAUGUAAAAAAUUGCCGGAAAGAACUUAUAUGUAGCCAUGCAGCAGCUGUAUAGCCCAGUACAGAGACUGUCAUGGGGUGUGGCCUUUCCGUGAACUUGCUGCAAAGGUCACCACCCUUUGUAACUGCAGACACAUGCCCAAUUUCCUCAGGCCUAGGAGACCCCUAUUUUGCAAUCCUCUCUGUGAAUGUUGAACUUUUCAGCUGAAGGACAAAUCUCUGCACAAGGUAAUUUUUUCAAGUUAUGGGGAAAGUGUAAGGUUUAAAUUCCAUGACGGAGCCAAAUUUCAAAAGAGUCCUCAAAAUUGGUCUUCUGAUUGUCUGGGCAACACUGCAUCAAUUGCAGGAGCAUAGUCUGUCACUUCUGCAAAUGCAUCUUCGACUUUGGGUAAACAGGUCCCUUAGAAAACUUUACUAUAUUCAGAAUAACAUCCUCUGAAGACUAUUGGUGUGAACAAACAUUCCUUUUAAUACUUGUUUGCAGUGUUGCCAUAGCCGUGUUGGACCCAGGCUGUGAGACACACAAGGUAGGUGAGGUAAUAGCUUUUAUUGGACCUAACUUGAUUAUGACACUUUGGUUACCUUCUCCAGACCUGAGGAAGAACUCUGUGAAGCUCAAAAACGUGUCUCUUCCACCAAAAGAAGUUGGUACAAUGAGAUGUUACACCUCACCCACUUCGUCUCAUUUCUUUUAAUAAUCAGCUAGCCUAAGUGUACAGCAGGAAAUAUUUCAUUUACUAAUGCUUUGGCCUUUUGCUUCUCUUGGUUGCAAUACCUGAUGAUAGUCUUCCUGCUGGUUUCCUCUUGCCCAUCCAACUCUGUACUCCGACUCGCUAUGGGAAUCAGAACUAAGCUAGCUACAGCCACGUCCUAACACCAGGGCUGACUAGUUGGAGCACGUAUGGUUUCACUGGCCACGAGUGGACAUGGAUUUUUUCCUCAGCCAACCACUCUACUAGAACCCAGGCAUAGACUUGGCCCCUUAACAAAGACUUGCUAAGAAGAAAUGUCUAUGCCAGCAGUUAGAGGCCUACGAAUGGAUCUACCACUGGCCCGACUUUGUUCAGAGUAGGCCUAGAUGGCAUACUGAUGAAAACACCUGCAGCAGCUGCUGCUGUUGAAUGCUCAAGGCUAGUAUGGUUUUUACUGAGCCUGUCUCUACAUAAGCCAAAAUCUGAAGCAUUAUUCACUACUACUAACUUGCCCUAGGGACACCUAAUGUGAUCCUGCCUUGGGCUUUUAAGUACAUAGUAGACUGUAAACAUGCAUGCCAAGGCCCUGUCUACGUUACGCCCUGUCUACAUUUUCUAAUCAUGCCCCACUGCUGCUUAUACAGGUGCCCCUGAGUUAGCAACCUAGGAAGCGCUCAUGGAGCUGGGCUGCUGCACAGUUGUUUUUUUAAAGCGUGUCCUGAGUAGGUCUAACGACCAUGGUACUAAACACCACCAGCAGCCUAACACCAAUCAGACCUGUUCAGCGCUGGCUUACCUGAGAUUGUGUUAAAACCUGCAGCCAUCACACUAGGGCCCCUAACGUUGCUAACACUGGUGGAGCUGAAGAAGCAUUAGCAAUGGUAUUUUCAGUGAAUGCUCCCACAGGGCCUCAGGAUCUAUGACUGGCAUGAUUACAAACCUUGUUAAGAAGUUGGGCUAGGUUGUAUCUGCUCUAAACCCUCCAUCAUUGCUACCACUGCUAGAGGUGAAUUAUGUAGACCCCCCAGACUACUACAGCCACUUUCGAAAUUGGCUUUCAACAUGAUCACAAGUCCCUGUAGGGUGGGGGCCUGAAAAUGUGACUUCAGCCUAACGUUUUGACCCACUCAUCAUUCGCCUUGGUAACAAUCCAUUCCUCUGGGGUUAGUGCAGUAAAUGUUCUGCCUGCUGCUUUAACCAUGUUACUGCUGCACCGGGCUUCAUCUUUGAAUACAAGCUUGCAAUGGAUGUCACAUGAGUCAUCGUUCCCCACACACGUACUGCCUUUGGGGUUCACGUGGCUAGGGAACUGAAUCACAUUUUAGCAAUGGAAUUACUUACAGAAAUCAGGAUUGUAGAAAAGGGCCCUUUAUCUACCAAUUAGAAGAGGAUUCAUGCUGAUCUCCCAGUGUCCUAGUUCAUUUAACUGAGCUGAUGGUGAUUUUCUGCCUUGAAGCAUCCUUGCGGCAUUCAGGUUGCCACACUUCACUCCACAAGAUUAUCACAGUCAGAGCUGGAUUGUGUUGCAGAAACAUUCAGCUUGACAGAAGGCACUGUUCUUUUUCUGUUUACCCUUCAUGUCUGCAUCUCUUCUCCUUUCCCCCUACCUCCCGCAAUAUGUCUGUUUUGAUUGGCCAGGAAGAAAAUAGGUUGGCAUGUAAGUGAUGAUUUUCUGACCAUGACUGUUUCAUGAUAUAUAGUCUGGGGAGCUGGUUUGUCCUGGUUUUAAACUCAGUUUUAAUUUCUAAAGCCAAUCAGCCUUGGGAUGUAGGCCAACUUCGUACACUGGUAUAAAUUGCGGUAAUUCCACUGAAGUAUAGAACCAGUCUAAGGGAGAGAAGGAGUCUUGAAAACCAAUUUUUUAAGUGAUUUGCUGUCCUAUUGUCCUCAUAGACAUAAUCUGCAGAGUUUAACUGUUUUACUAGUCUUGGUUCACACCUAGUUAGCGCACACUACAACUAUUUGUGAAGAGAAUCCUUUUCUAGACAUCUCUUUUCUAAUAGGUGCCAAGAUAGAUUAGUGCCGCCAAAUGAUGUCCCUUUUUAUGUAUUGUAUUGAGUACUUGUAAUUUAUUUCUGGUAGAGAGGGGUGUUCUGCUUAAAUGUUUGCUGUCAUUGGUAAUAUUUAAAAGUUCCUUCAGCUGUAAUUUUGGCCUUGUAAGAAACAUCAGAGCCUAGAAGCUGACCUCAGUUUAAGCCUAGCAUUAAGGAUACAUAUUGGUCACAUUGAAGAAAACGGGAGUUUUGCCGUUGAGUAGAAUCAGGGUUUAGCUCUAUAUUCAGUGGAGUUCCAGGAUUGACAGUUGUAUGAUCGAGACAAGGAUCUGACUCAUUUUUUUCCAAGAUUUCUUCCCAUGCACCAACAUGUGUAUAUACGAUAUAGCAAAUUCAUAUAGCAGCUAAUGGAUAGAAACCAGUUUACGUGGACAGAAUUUUAACAAGUAAUUGUCAUCCCAUGUCUUAUUUUAUAUUCCGUAAUAAUUCAGUGUUCUCUAAUCAUACAAGACCUAUUCCUUCAUGAAUGGACCAUUGUGUUAUCAGAUAUCUGUGUAUUAAAUAGACUGGUUUGCUAUGAUUAAAGUCAGAAAUUUUCUCCUGCA